Messenger RNA from Stegastes partitus (bicolor damselfish), 375 nucleotides. RefSeq names its product protachykinin-like. The record is from RefSeq and is a predicted model, not a curated record. Lineage: Eukaryota; Metazoa; Chordata; Actinopteri; Pomacentridae. The transcript is spliced from 5 exons. The coding region runs from base 1 to 375 and encodes 124 amino acids.
AUGGAGGCGGUGAAGUUGGUGAAGUCGGUGCUGCUGCUGGUGGUGUUCGUGCAGGUGGUCGGGGCUCUGGGGUCUCCGGUGUCCGGGGAGGAGGAGGACGGGGACGCGUGGCGGGUGGCGGAGAGACGCGCGGAUCACGACGUGGAUCGCAGCGUGGACUUUCGUUUGCCGCUAGAGAGAGGAAUCACCAUCCGGCUGGCAGAUCUCAUCAAGCGCUCCAAAGCACAGCAGUUCCACGGCCUGAUGGGAAGAAGCUCGGGUGCGUCUCGACCCGUCAGACUGGGCAGGAAAAGGAAUAAAGGGGAGAUGUUUGUUGGACUCAUGGGCAGAAGGAGUUUAGGAGAAGACACGCAGGAGGAGUGGCAGUCUUACUGA